Molecule: messenger RNA, 1218 nt
Organism: Ylistrum balloti
Lineage: Eukaryota; Metazoa; Mollusca; Bivalvia; Pectinida; Pectinidae
Product: protein psiD-like
Exons: 9
Coding region: 1-1218 (405 amino acids)
Biological process (GO): cell adhesion; axon guidance
Cellular component (GO): plasma membrane
Molecular function (GO): protein binding
Source: RefSeq, a predicted model, not a curated record
AUGGAGAUAAACCUAAAAAGUAACUAUCUUUGUAUAUUUUCUCCAUUCAGACUCACCCUGUGUUGCUUCGCCGUCAUCUUUGGAAUAACAGAUGCGGGACAAAUCUGCGGGUCAUGUUCUCAACUGGUUAACCCAACUGAUUGUAAUGUCGUGACUGAGUGUGGCGAUCAUGAGGAGUGCCUUAUUCAUCUUUACAUUACACCCUAUGGUCUUAGACGUUACGACAUAGGCUGUGAAUCAUCCUUCCGCUGUGCGGGAAUAGGAAAACGAUCAGAGGAAAUACAGGAGUCAACACUGAGUUUACCAGAUUUAAGGACGAGUUUCGACAAUAGAAUUACUUUAUGUUAUGCCUGUUGUAACAAUACAAAGAUGUGUAACAUUUUGGAUGGUAACUGUGGUGCGCCAAGUACCAAUGGAGCUGGAGCGCUGAUUUGUUAUAACUGUGACCAGAUGGCACACCCUGAUAAAUGCGACAGAAUUAAACUUUGUGGUAUAGACAAUCAAUGCUUUAUUGGAACGACACAGAAUGAGCUAUCUGGUGAACUUCUCUGGGAGAGCAGAUGUGGUGAAAAUUCUACAGAAUGUAAAGCAUUAAUGGCAGCUCCAGCUUUAAUUGGCAAAAAGAGUCUGACCCAAGCAAGAUGUCUUUCAUGUUGUGCCAACAAUCUAUGUAAUGACCAAUGUACGAUGCAUUCAAACAAUCAACAUACACCAUCGCCGACUCAUGCGCAUAUACGAACUACGACAAAGCCUACGACAAAGCCUACCACUAAACCUACGACAAAGCCUACCACUAAACCUACCACUAAACCUACGACAAAGCCUACCACUAAACCUACGACAAAGCCUACCACUAAACCUACCACUAAACCUACGACAAAGCCUACGACACAGCAUCACACGCAUCAUCCGACGAUUCAAACUCUUUCGAAGCCAGUCAUCACGUCUAUAACGAGACCACACAAUGUCAAUAAAGGAACUUACCUGCAUUUGAAGUGCAGAGCAACUGGUAACCCAACUCCAUCCCUCACUUGGAGCUUUCUGUCAAUCAGUAAUACACCACCCAGUAAUGUUCAGGUAUUGAACCAUGGCGCCGAUAUCCAAAUAAGUAACGUGAGGGAUGAAAACUAUGGUGACUACGCUUGUAAAGCCCAAAACUCACAAGGAGAAGACAUACGAUAUAUUCAAGUUUUGGAGCAUGGACCAAAUGGCCCAUAG